Nannospalax galili (Upper Galilee mountains blind mole rat) is the source of this 3872-nucleotide messenger RNA. It is a transcript of the gene Nemf, whose product is annotated as nuclear export mediator factor. Gene Ontology annotation, cellular component: RQC complex. The record is from RefSeq and is a predicted model, not a curated record. Bases 98 to 3325 code for a protein of 1075 amino acids. Gene Ontology annotation, biological process: ribosome-associated ubiquitin-dependent protein catabolic process; rescue of stalled cytosolic ribosome. Lineage: Eukaryota; Metazoa; Chordata; Mammalia; Rodentia; Spalacidae. Gene Ontology annotation, molecular function: ribosomal large subunit binding; tRNA binding. The transcript is spliced from 33 exons.
CCUGGGCGGCCGUAGACCAACGCCUAGCGCGCAUGCGCGGAGAACUCGCGGCGUCAGGCCGGCCUGAGAGAGCUGCGAUAGGACGUGCACCCUAGCCAUGAAGACUCGCUUCAGCACCGUUGACCUCCGCGCGGUGCUCGCGGAGCUGAAUGCGAGCUUGCUAGGAAUGAGAGUAAACAAUGUUUAUGACGUGGAUAAUAAGACUUACCUUAUUCGGCUUCAAAAACCAGACUGUAAAGCUACUCUUUUACUUGAAUCUGGUAUACGUAUUCACACAACAGAAUUUGAGUGGCCGAAGAACAUGAUGCCAUCUAGUUUUGCCAUGAAGUGCCGAAAACAUUUAAAGAGUCGGAGAUUAGUCAGUGCAAAACAGCUUGGUGUGGAUAGAAUUGUGGAUUUCCAAUUUGGAAGUGAUGAAGCUGCUUAUCACUUGAUCAUUGAGCUCUAUGAUAGGGGGAACAUUGUUCUUACAGAUUAUGAGUACCUCAUUUUAAAUAUCCUAAGGUUUCGAACUGAUGACUCAGAUGAUGUUAAGUUUGCUGUGCGUGAACGCUAUCCAGUUGAUCUUGCUCGAGCUGCUGAACCUUUACUUACUUUGGAAAGAUUGACUGAAGUAAUAGCUAAUGCUCCCAAGGGUGAACUACUGAAGAGAGUUCUCACCCCAUUACUUCCCUAUGGGCCAGCUCUUAUUGAACACUGUCUUAUAGAAAAUGGAUUCCCUGGCAAUGUCAAAGUGGAUGAAAAACUUGAAAGUAAAGAUAUUGAAAAGAUACUGGUUUGUCUGCAGAAGGCAGAAGACUAUAUGAAAAAAGUAUCCAGCUUCAAUGGAAAGGGAUAUAUAAUUCAGAAAAGAGAAGUAAAACCAAGCCUGGAUGCAGACAAACCAGUUGAAAAUAUACUCACGUAUGAGGAAUUUCAUCCUUUCUUGUUUUCUCAACAUUCACAAUGUCCACAUAUAGAAUUUGAAUCAUUUGACAAGGCUGGGGAAGAAUUUUUUUCGAAGAUAGAAGGAAAAAAAAUUGAUUUAAAAGCUUUGCAACAGGAAAAGCAAGCACUGAAGAAAUUAGAUAAUGUCCGAAAGGAUCAUGAACACAGGUUAGAAGCUCUUCAGCAGGCUCAGGAAAUAGACAAACUGAAAGGAGAGCUCAUAGAAAUGAACCUGCAGAUAGUUGACAGAGCCAUUCAGGUAGUUCGAAGUGCUUUAGCUAACCAGAUAGACUGGACAGAAAUUGGAGUCAUUGUGAAAGAAGCUCAAGCUCAAGGAGACCCUGUUGCAAAUGCAAUCAAAGAAUUAAAACUGCACACAAAUCAUGUUACAAUGCUCCUAAGAAAUCCAUACUUGUUAUCAGAGGAGGAAGAUGAUGAUGUUGAUGGUGAUGUCAAUGUUGAGAAAAAUGAAACUGAGCUACCAAAAGGAAAAAAGAAAAAGCAAAAGAACAGACAGUUGCAGAAGCCUCAGAAAAACAAGCCAUUGCUUGUUGAUGUGGAUCUCAGUCUGUCUGCCUAUGCCAAUGCCAAAAAGUAUUACGAUCACAAGAGAUAUGCUGCUAAAAAAACACAGAAGACUGUUGAAGCUGCUGAGAAGGCAUUUAAGUCAGCAGAAAAGAAAACAAAGCAAACCUUAAAAGAAGUACAAACAGUUACCUCUAUUCAAAAAGCAAGAAAAGUAUAUUGGUUUGAAAAAUUUCUGUGGUUCAUUAGCUCUGAGAAUUAUCUAAUUAUAGGUGGACGAGAUCAGCAGCAGAAUGAGAUGAUUGUGAAAAGAUACUUGACACCAGGAGACAUUUAUGUGCAUGCUGAUCUUCAUGGAGCUACCAGCUGUGUGAUUAAAAACCCAACAGGAGAACCCAUCCCUCCAAGGACAUUGACUGAGGCUGGCACAAUGGCACUUUGCUACAGUGCUGCUUGGGAUGCACGAGUUAUCACUAGUGCUUGGUGGGUGUACCAUCAUCAGGUGUCUAAAACAGCACCAACAGGAGAGUAUUUGACAACAGGAAGCUUCAUGAUAAGAGGAAAAAAGAAUUUCCUUCCUCCUUCAUAUCUAAUGAUGGGGUUUAGCUUCCUCUUUAAGGUAGAUGAGUCUUGUAUUUGGAGACAUCGAGGUGAACGAAAAGUCAGAAUACAGGAUGAAGACUCGGAAACACUGGCAAGUUGCACAAGUGAACUCAUAUCAGAAGAAAUGGAACAGCUAGAAGGAGGUGAUACCAGCAGUGAAGAAGAUAAAGAGGAAUUGCAUAAUACUCCUGCAGAAGUAGAACUCUUGACUCAGGUUGACCAAGAGGAUAUUGCUUUUCAGAGUGGUAGAGAUGAACUAAGUGAAUUAAUUCAGGAAGAAAGCUCUGAAGAUGAAGGAGAAUCUGAAGAAGCUGCAAAAGAUCAAGAGCUUAUUGUUGAAAUGAAGGAUGAAGAGGAAGAUACAUUCGAUUACCCUGAUACUACCAUUGACCUGUCCCACCUUCAAACCCAAAGGCCUCUCCAGAAAUUGGCUUCAAAAGAAUCUUCUAAUUCAAGUGACAAUAAGUUACAGAGCCGGAGACAUUUGUCAGCCAAGGAAAGAAGAGAAAUGAAAAAGAAGAAGUUUCCAACUGACUCAGGGGAUUUAGAAGCGAUAGAAGGAAAGGAAAAAGAAAAAGAGAGUGCUGUGCACACUGAAAUUUACCAGAACACAAGCAAAAAUGUUGCAGCAGGGCAACCAAUGAAAAGAGGACAAAAGAGUAAAAUGAAAAAAAUGAAAGAAAAAUACAAAGACCAGGAUGAAGAAGAUCGUGAACUAAUUAUGAAAUUGCUGGGGUCUGCAGGUUCAAACAAAGAAGAAAAAGGGAAGAAGGGAAAGAAAGGAAAGGUGAAGGAUGAACCUAUGAAGAAACAGCCCCAGAAACCCAGAGGUGGACAAAGGGUUUCAGACAGCAUUAAGAAAGAAACUCCAUCUCUUCACGUGGUAACUCACGAAUUACAAGAUUUAGCUGUAGAUGAGCCACAUGAUGACAAGGAAGAGCAAGAUCUGGAUCAACAGGGAAAUGAGGAAAAUCUGUUUGAUUCUUUGACAGGCCAGCCACAUCCUGAAGAUGUACUAAUGUUUGCCAUUCCAAUAUGUGCCCCUUAUACCACCAUGACAAGCUAUAAAUAUAAAGUGAAACUUACUCCUGGAGUUCAGAAAAAGGGAAAAGCUGCAAAAACAGCCUUGAAUAGUUUCAUGCAUUCCAAAGAAGCAACAGCAAGAGAAAAAGACUUAUUCCGCAGCGUGAAGGACACAGAUUUAUCAAGAAACAUUCCUGGCAAAGUGAAAGUGUCGGCACCUAAUCUUCUGAAUGUAAAAAGGAAAUAGCUGAGAAGAAGUCCUAAAAUACUGAGAAGAGUGAAUUUUAUAGCCUUGUGGAGGUUCAAAGAUGCAAACACCAUGUUAACAGGACUUCCAUAUUUUAAAAUGAAGUACAUAUUGCCUUGCUAUAUUCGCAAAAGGACUUAAUUCUUUUUUCCAGUUUUAUAUAGAACACUAUAAUAGGAUUUCCUAAAAUAUUUGUCAAGUUCAAAUGCUAAAGCUAUACAUCUGUAAUUAUUAUACAUUUUACUGAAAUUCUUGAGUCAAUACUAAGUGCACAUUUCAUGGUGUAAAGAAUGUGAAGUGGCUCAGCUGCUUAAAACUACUGACUUGGAGGUCUACUGUGUGUAACAUUAAUACAUAGACAUUACAGGCCAAUCACAGGGGUUUUUCUUGUUGCGGGGACAAUUAAAACAUUUAGGAUUUGUGUCUUGAAAAUAUCAAAUAUAUUAGACCAGAUGUAAAAAAAUUAUGACUCCACUUGAGAAAUAACACUAGAAGAAAACUGGUGUUGGGUGUUCUCAUGUGAUCAAACAUUGACUUUUCAUCUUCA